Epinephelus moara (kelp grouper) is the source of this 4144-nucleotide messenger RNA. Its product is annotated as cytochrome P450 2J4-like. The record is from RefSeq and is a predicted model, not a curated record. Gene Ontology annotation, cellular component: intracellular membrane-bounded organelle; cytoplasm. Gene Ontology annotation, biological process: xenobiotic metabolic process. The transcript has 10 exons. Gene Ontology annotation, molecular function: oxidoreductase activity, acting on paired donors, with incorporation or reduction of molecular oxygen, reduced flavin or flavoprotein as one donor, and incorporation of one atom of oxygen; iron ion binding; heme binding. Lineage: Eukaryota; Metazoa; Chordata; Actinopteri; Perciformes; Serranidae. Bases 1342 to 2844 code for a protein of 500 amino acids.
GCCAUUCUGGAUGAAUAGGUUAUUUAUGAUUACAACUGUUACAUAACACAACAACUCAUAAAAGCCAUACUCUGUUCAGUAAAAGUUCUACAUUCAAACUCCUUUACAAAAUCAAAAGUACUUCUGCAGUAAAAUGGCUCCUGUGAGUUAUUUGAUUUAUACAUAUACAUAUAUGUAUAUAUAUAUAUAUAUAUAUAUAUAUUACAUUAUUUGAUCAUUACUGAUGCAUCAAUGCAUAAUUAACAUUUUGUAGCUUCUCAAGGUGGAGUUAGUUUUAUAGAAACUAUGUUUUUUGCUGAGGGGACUGGGAACCAAAGGAACAUACAAUCUAUCAGGGGGCUUGUUAGAUAAUGAAGGACAAAUAGCGUGACAAAUAGAAAAAACUGAUUUCUGCACCAAUUUAUAUUUUUGUGAAAUUUGUGAAAUUUAUAAUCUCUGGGGGUUUCAUCUGAGAAAUUUAGAGGGUAAAUCUCUUUGGUGGAACUGCUAAGAAGUUAUAGACAUCUGAAAUGUGACAGGGGGCGCCAACUAGACAUUGCUUUGGUGCUACCAAUCAUAAAUCUAAGGAUUACAGCUACCCCUGUGUUAUCUAACCAGUGUUGUCACCGUGGUAGCAACUUGUCAAGAGACAGCCCCCAUGUGCCACCCAAACUGUCCACACCUUUAAUUACGGGCAAAUUUAAGCCUUAAUAAUCUUUAAACAGGUGAUUUAUAUAAAAUUCAGCACAUCUACAUCAACAAAUUAUAGGCUACUGCUAAAUUAAAAUAACUGUUUCGGGGUCACUGAUUAACAGUGUUUGAAAUCUUUUACCAAGUAUGAACAGAGCAGAGUACAUGCUUUUAGGGUCACAGACUAACAGUGUAUGAAAUCCUGUUUCCAAGAAUGAAGCGGGCAGAGUCCACCUCAGCCAGUGGGCUUUUGUUCUAUUGCCAAGUGUCAUAUUAUUGGCUCAGGGCAAACCACACCAGUUUCAUAGGAUAUGCAAGCAAAAUGCAGGCUUCCAUCAUGUUGAUGAGGAAGAGGAAUGAUGAUGUUGGUGUGAAACAGAGAAAAGGUCACAGUUGUUUUUUCUUUCUUUUUCCGGGUGUUUCAUAACAGCCUGCAUACACACCACUUUGGAUUCCUUGUUACAUUGUUUUUCCUGGAAGUCUCUGCCUAUCACCUCCCUUGAUGGUGUCACACAGGUCAUGAAGAUCAAGCUCUGAUUGGUCGGGGACUAACAUGCAGUAUGUCUCUCAGCCAAAUCACAGCCAGAAUUAAUGACUUUCGCAAAGGACCAUUUUGACAGACAGAGAUAUUGUGUAGUCUGAGCCUGGCAGGUUUGAGCCCUUAUUUGCAGAAUGGAUUCAAUCUUUUCUGUAAUCGGAUCCUACAUUGACUGGGAUGUCAGAAGUCUGCUGCUCUUCACUGCAGUUUUCAUCCUCACUGCAGAUUAUAUUAAGAACCGUCGGCCGAACAGCUUCCCUCCAGGACCUCGGGCAUUUCCUGUUGUGGGCAACAUAUUCACUGUGGAUUUCAACAGGACCCAUGAGAGUAUGACACAGUUAGCAGGGAAAUAUGGAGACGUGUUCAGUCUGCGAAUGGGCCAGACAUGGAUAGUUGUGUUAAAUAGGUUUGAGGUUCUGAAAGAAGCUCUGGUAAAUCAGGGGGACAGCCUGGUGGACCGACCAGACAGCCCUCUGGAGUGGGACAUAGCUCAUGGACUAGGUGUAGGCUUCAGCAAUGGGAACACAUGGAAGCAGCAGAGGCGUUUUGCAUUGUCGACCCUCAAAUAUUUUGGAUUUGGCAAGAAGUCACUUGAACCUGUCAUCUUGAAUGAAUUUAUGCAUUGUGCAAAAGACUUCAUUAGCCAUAAAGGUAAACCAUUCAAUCCUCACCUCGUCCUCAACAACGCUGUCUCCAACAUCAUCUGCACCUUGGUUUUUGGUCAUCGCUUUGAGUACAGUGAUGAGAAGUUCAUCAAACUGAUGAAGAGCGUUGGCAAAGCUGUCAAGCUUCAAGUCUCCAUCUGGGUACAGCUUUACGACUCAUUCCCUCUGCUGAUGAGACGUUUGCCAGGGCCACAUCAGACAGUCCUGCACAUCUGGAGCAAUGUGAAGGACUUCAUAAGAAUGGAGCUUGAGCAGCACAGACAGAACUGGGAUCCCUCAGACCAAAGAGACUUCAUCGACUGCUACCUGAAUGAGAUUGAAAUGAAUAAGGAGCAGGCUGACAGUACUUUUAAUGAGGAAAACCUGGUUAUGUCUGUCUUGGAUCUGUUUGCGGCUGGCUCUGAGACCACGGCCACCACCUUGCGCUGGGCUUUCCUCUACAUGGCAAAGUACCCAGAGAUCCAGGCAAAGGUCCAGGCUGAGAUAGACGAAGUCAUUGGACAGUCCAGACAGGUGUCCAUGGAAGAUCGUGCAAACCUGCCCUACACUGAUGCUGUCAUACAUGAGAUCCAGAGGAUGGGCAACAUAGUUCCUCUCAGUCUGCCUCAUGUUACCAACAGGGACAUUCAGCUGGGAAGCUACACAAUCCCAAAGGGAGUUAUAAUAAUCCCCAAUCUGACCUCGGUGCUUUUCGACAAGAAAGAGUGGAAGACUCCCAACACCUUCAACCCAGGACACUUUCUGAACGAGGAGGGCAAGUUUGUGAAGCCAGCUGCUUUCAUCCCUUUCUCUGCUGGUAAGCGGGUGUGUCUCGGCGAGAACCUGGCCAGGAUGGAGCUUUUCCUCUUCUUCACCUCCUUCAUGCAGCACUUCACCUUCUCCAUGCCUGCUGGGGUGAAGCCUGUGAUGGACUAUUGCUUUGGUGUUACUCUGGCACCACGUCAAUAUGAAAUCUGUGUGACGUCACGCUAAGAGUAGCUCUGACAUAACAAAUACUCAAAAGAGCAAUAACCUGUCAUCAUUAUGUCAGCAUGACAAGGUUUAUAUCAAAUAGAUACUUGGCUAAUUAUGCAUCACAUUGAUUUUCAAGGCCAGUUAAGCUUAAUCUGGCUUUAUUUUUAAUUUUUUAAUUUACAAAGUUGACAUGAGUCACUUUUUAUUUUUUGUUGAUUUCUGUCUCACAUUUCAGCCAAGAAUGUGAGCUCCAUCUCAUAACCAUUUAUGAUGUUACAUUCUGGAUUUCCAAUACAUGCCAAAGAGGAUAUGGAGGUCAUUUUUUUAUCAUGUAUUGUAACUCAGAUAAUGAUGUGGUGAGUCAAAUAUAGUUUAGGAUAGGACUUUUUUAAGGUUUGGAGUUAAAGGAAGUUCUGAUAGACAACAUAAACUGCUGUGUGCAUCUUUGUGUGUGUGUGUGUGUGUGUCUGUGUAUACGUCUUAAUAUUGACAUACAAUCACUUAAAAUUACAUUUUGGGGGAUUUUUACUAAUUAAAGAACAUGAAGUGUGGUAAAGAAUAUUGCUGUGGUCAUGUGAAACCCUUGUAACUGUUGUGGGUAAACAGGCUAUAUAGGAAUAUAUAAAAAAGUACUGCCUCUGCAGUAAGGUGGCCCCUGUGAUCUAUAUAAUGUAUAUACAUUACAUUAUUAGAAUCAUACUGAUGCAUCAGUGUAUAUAAAGCAUUUUGUAGCUUCUUAAGGCGGAGCUAGCUCUGUAGGAACUGCUUUAUUGCUUAUGGGAUUGGGACUCAAAGGGUCAUGAAGUCAGUCAGGGGGCUUGUUAGAUAAUGGAGUUACAGUAGUAACUAGUAAGUAUAGGAAUUAAGUAAAACAGUCCCCAGGCAAAUUUGUAUUUACUUUUUUUUUUAAAUUUGUAUUUAAAAUUUGCACAUUAUCUGAGAAGCUUAGUGGGGAAAUCUCUCUUUGGUGGUACUGUGAACAACUCAGGACAUCUGAGAUGUGACAAGGGGCCCCGACAAGACACUGCUCUUUGUAAGGGGCUGCAAGCAAAACCAGGUAAAGUGAGCUGAGACCACUUGUGGUGAGGCAGCCUACACUGAGCACUGCCCAGGGGUGUUACUGCUUACUCACCUCAGGUGCAACACAGUAGUACUCACAGCAAAAUGGUGCAAUCUACACUUACAUCUUGGUGCUUUUACUUGCUUGCAUAACAUGUCGGGACCACACCAUGGGUGCCCAGCCUCCCAACAAUAUGACACUCUUCAUCACUGACAUAAAAAUUACUACUACAAAAAAAUAAUUAAUUGAAAGAUGAAA